GUGACUAGACAGCUGUCAAGUUUUUUUGCAAGCAAAAGCUAGUUUGUUUAUCUAACCUAUUGGUAAAAUUUAUGUGAGAAAACCAAAUGUUUAGUUUAAAGUAUUUAGGUGUUCCUCAAGCUUUAUAUAUAAUUUAUAUUUAUUUCACAAAUUUAGUUUCGGGAAAUUACUAUUGUGAAUUUGGAAUAUGUGAAGAUGAUCAAUAUUGCUGUGGAGAAAACAGAUGUUGUAAAAAAACGGUACAAGUUUGGUAUUUUUGGGCUGGCAUACUUUUGAUAGUUAUAGCAUUUUUUGUAGCAAUUGGUUUCUAUAUUGGAAGAAAGAAAAACAACAACGGCUACAAAAGGGUGCUUUGUGAUGAGAAAGAACCAGUUCUGUAAUGAUCGCUUAAUUAGUAUAUUAUGUCCAAUGCAUAACUUUUCUAUAGAUAUUCACAUUGAGAAUCCUUAUAUUUUUCUUAAGCUUUCCAUGUGUAGUCUAGUCAGAUUUACAUAUUAUACACCUAACUAAUAAAUAUAUUUUUCUUAAAA
Messenger RNA from Anoplophora glabripennis (Asian longhorned beetle), 530 nucleotides. RefSeq lists its product as uncharacterized. Lineage: Eukaryota; Metazoa; Arthropoda; Insecta; Coleoptera; Cerambycidae. The record is from RefSeq and is a predicted model, not a curated record. The transcript has 3 exons. The coding region runs from base 87 to 380 and encodes 97 amino acids.